AUGGCCUGGACCUGCCCUUCGACUUAUACUAUUACUACUGGUAUAUCUUCCGGACAUAUUUCAACAUCCUGGGCUUGUACCGCGACCACAUCUUCCAAUCAAAACACUCAGACGACGAGUUCCAUAAGCAGUUCAUCGACCACUGCUUCUAUUACGUCUACUACAAAACCAAGCCUCCCGAUAUCCGAUAGCCCAAGCGGCCCUACCUCUGCCUCUACUGAAUUUUCGGAUACUCGCACUGCCUAUACAACAACUGAAAUAAGUGCAACUCCUAUUCCAACAUCUUCGCAAAUUAUUACACCUAUUCGCCAGCAUACGGGAAUCUCUACUGGUGCUACAGCUGGAAUUGCGGUUGGCUGUGCUGCAGCUGGCCUCGUUAUCGGUCUUCUCGCUUCCCUGCUUUUAUUACGCCGCCGAAAGCACAGGGAAAUUACCCAUGAUGUGGCAAUUGUUGCUCCCAAGCCGUCUCCAUUGAUACAUGAUAUCGAUUCCAGUAGUUCUGGCACGGGCAUACAACUGAGUCAAUAUCUCCUUGACGGAGUUCCAGAUCAAGAUAUUGUGAGCGAAUUACAAGCCUUGGGGGAGCUUAUCUGCCAGCAUGUCGAGGAUAACUAUACUCUUCAGCCGGUAGACGCUAACAUACAGGUUUUAUUGCAAUCACUUCAGAGACUUGAGCUGGAAUCCAAAACCUCGGGGUUAGACACCGAAUUGAUGGUCUCUUUAAGUGCCAGGAGCAAUACUCGAUAUAUUGCCCUCCGCUGUGUUAUUGCAGCUGUUAUAUUCGCCAGCAUUGACUUCCACUCCGUUAGCCAUUAUUCAAUGCUCCCCAGACCUGCAGCUGAAAUUAUUCUAUCUAUGCCUGCUGCUGAAUACGGGGCCAACAAUACUCUAGCCUUUUCUCAGGCAUUAUCGACUUGGCGCCGCUUAUCCGCUUUCCUUCUCCAUUCAAACCGCAGCCAGCGUACUCCUUUGCAAAUGAACCAAACCACAGUCGCGACACAAGCCCAACGUCUAACUACUUCUUUGGUCGAUUUUCUCGGCGUUUUUGUUAGGCCGGGAAGAGAGAGCCUGCAGGCUGAUCAUUUACGAGAAGUUAUAACAGAAUGUGCAAAGUUUGGCUAUGUACUUUUCUCUCAGCCGGCUGAAUGGAAGUUCAAUUUUGAAGGGACUUCUAUGGUAAAUGGAAAUAGGCAUUCUGUAGUGGUAUGCCCUGGAUUAGAAAAAUACAGCGAUCAUAAUGGAACGCCAUAUACGAAGCUACGAAGAGUUGCGGCUCCUGUCGAAGUAGCUGUUUAA
Messenger RNA from Trichoderma asperellum CBS 433.97, 1296 nucleotides. RefSeq lists its product as uncharacterized. NCBI's taxonomy places the organism in Eukaryota, Fungi, Ascomycota, Sordariomycetes, Hypocreales, Hypocreaceae. The record is from RefSeq and is a predicted model, not a curated record.